AGACCAAAGUUUAGAAAGUGUGUGUGAGGGCAGCUCCCAGAAAGCCCCGUCCCGCAAGGGAGGAAGACAGAUAGGGGGAAGGUGUAUUUAUUUAUUCAGGUUUCUUUACUCUCACACAGCUCUUGAUUUUCAAUAUUUUUCUCUGAUGUGGAUUACUUGGAGCUAACACGCCAGGAUUAAAAGGAUACUGUGUUUUUACUGAAAGCUAUGGUGGCUUACGAUGAACUUGGUAGCUUGGUGCCUAUCAAACGGACUCUGCAAGUGAUAGACUGCCAGAACCAAGCCAACAAAGAGUCAGAGGAACCCAGCAACAAGCGUGUCCGUCCUCUCGGCAGGGUGACGUCACUAGCUAACCUAAUCUCUCCGGUGAAGAAUGGGGCCGUCCGGCGCUUCGGCCAAACCAUCCAGGACUCCUUCCGGGGGAAUGGAAAGUCGCCGGGCGUGCCCCAGAAGCCUUGCAGCAAGGCAGCGGCCCCGACACCGCCCAAAAGGAGGAACAGCACCCUAUGGUCGGAGACGUUGGAUGUCCACCAGAAGGGAACUUUCUCCACCAAAGAGAUCAAGCGACAGGAGGCCAUAUUUGAGCUGUCUCGUGGAGAACAGGACCUGAUUGAGGACCUCCAACUCGCACGCAAGGCAUACCAUGACCCAAUGCUGAAGCUCUCCAUCAUGUCUGAGGAGGAGCUCACUCACAUCUUUGGCAACCUGGAUGCCUACAUCCCUCUGCAUGAGGACCUGCUGGCCCAGCUCUCCAAAGCCACAGGGCAGGAUGGGACUGUGGGUCAGAUUGGGCAGAUUGUGGUAACCUGGCUGCCCAGACUCAAUGCCUACAAGGACUACUGCAGCAACCAGCUGGCAGCCAAGGCGCUGCUGGACCAGAAAAAGCAAGACCCUCGGGUGCAGGACUUUCUGCAGCGCUGCCUUGAGUCACCCUUCAGCCGCAAGCUGGACCUGUGGAGCUUCCUGGAUAUCCCACGUUCCCGCCUGGUCAAGUACCCACUGCUGCUCAAAGAGAUCCUGAGACACACUCCACCAGAACACCCUGAUGCUGCCAGCCUGGAGGAGGCGAUCGCCAUCAUCCAAGGAGUUCUGUCUGACAUCAACAUGAAGAAGGGAGAGUCAGAGUGCCAGUACUAUAUCGACAAGCUGGAGUAUCUGGACGACAGGCAGAGGGACCCUCGCCUCGAGCAGUGCAAGAGCCUGCUGUGUCAUGGGGAGCUGCGCAACAAGAGCGGCACGAAGCUGCAUGUGUUCCUGUUCACUGAAGUGCUGGUCCUUACUCGCCCAGUCACUAGAAAUGAGCGCCAGUGUUUCCAGGUUUACCGGCAGCCCAUUCCAGUGCAGGAUCUGGUGCUUGAGGACCUGCAGGAUGGAGACGUCAGAAUGGGAGGCUCCUUCAGAGGUGCCUUCAGCAACGCAGACAAAGCCAAGAACAUUUUCCGUGUGCGUUCCCAAGGCCCAAGCCAGGCGCAGUCCCAUACGCUGCAGGUCAACGAUGUCUUCCACAAGCAGCAGUGGCUCAACUGCCUCCGCAGCGCCAUCUCCGUCCACCGGCCCCUCAGCGAGCCCUCCACCCCCAGCCCACCCACAAGUGAUGCUCGCUCCAAGCGCCGGCCUUCUUCUGUCUCCGCCAUCGUCCACAUGGAGGAAGCAGAUGAGAACUGCCCAGAGCCGACCUCUCAGUCCGCCCCCUGCUCACCGUGCAACAGCACAACUCCCAGCCCCACCUCGACAUCUCCUUCAUCAACGACAUCAUCAACGUCGUCAUUGGUGCCGCUGUCCUCGCCUACAUCACAUAAAAACAAAAAGGACAAGAAGUGUCUAUAUUCUUUAGGGAAAAGAAAAGAGACAAUGGUGUGAAGUGAGGUGACGGGAGGGAAUGGACUCCACGGACAUUUUGGUUUUUGUACAUAUAACAACGCGGAGAAGCGUGGGACUUGUAUUUAUGUGUGUCUGCGUGCGUGCGUAUUAUUACAACAGUGUUCUGUGUUACUGUCCUCUUCGGCAGCUAUUUACCUUACCCCUCCAUCCAAGUGCACCCCACAGAGACACAGUGUUCUGGAGGGACGUGCACGGCUUCCACCGACUUGAAAAGGGAAGCACAACGAGGAACAAACCCAUGUUUCACACAUAAAUCCGUGUGUGUCGAGUUUGUUGAUUUCUUGAAGAAUGAGGUGGUGCAUCAAAUCCUGUUUACUAUAAAUUUGAUAUUUAAGCAUUAUUUUAGACCUGUUUUGGGGGCUAAUGAAAGUUUUACAUUUUUAUAUUCUAAAAUUUAUUGUAGUAUUUUUUAAGGUAUCAUAAAGCAGCACUGUUUUAGCUUUUAGGGCAAGUUAUUUGAAAAUUUGAGCAUGUUUAUGAGAAGAAAGAAAGGAAAAGAAACCCCCCAAAAGGUGAGAUGUACCACACAAAGCUACAAAUUUCUCUGUAAAAACCUGAUUUUUAGAUGAAUCAGAAAGACAUGUCUUAUUUUUAUACAUUCCUGAAAUGACAGAUACUAGAACCCGGACACUAUUUUAUUUUAUUUGCUACAGAGGCAUUAAUUUAAAUCUUGAACAGAUGAGAUGUUAAUUUCUCUCUACGAAACACAGCAAUAACAAACCAUCAGAUGCUGAAAUCCUACCAGAGAAAUGAUAAGUUCCGUUUUAAGAAAAAAAUUUGAACUGAGCCAUGUUGGUUUUUAAAAAAGCUGACUUUUCAAAUAGAGACGGAUCACUUUUCAGUGUAGCAUCUUGCAUGGAGCUUUAGUUGUGGACACUGCUCGCACCAGUAGAGGCAUCAGUGUGUAUGGAUCUGUCCUGAGCGACGGACAGCAAUUGAUGUAAAAGACUGGUUGAGGAUAAUAAGAGAAUGUUGUUGAAGGCUGAAGAGAAGAAUUGAGACCUGAGGGAUAAGGUGUGUUUUGGAACGGAAACAGACUGUCAGAGCGACGUGUUUUACUCCAUCAGCUGCUCAGGCUGGUGUGAAAUCUUGCUCAUAGAUGGAUGAAAGAUGGUAAAAAUCAAGUGAGUGUAACUGAUGGGAAAAGUACGUAGGGGAAGGGAGAUGAAAAAGGUUUUCGUAUGUGUGCACAAAAUGUUUUUGUUGUUGAGAUGGGAAGAAAAGAGAAAGGGGCAACUUGUUUGCCAUGAAUUUUAUGUAAUUAAAAGAACAAUAAAGAUCUGUGUAAGAUUUGAAACUGAA
Amphiprion ocellaris (clown anemonefish) is the source of this 3183-nucleotide messenger RNA. RefSeq names its product neuroepithelial cell transforming 1 (gene net1). Gene Ontology annotation, molecular function: guanyl-nucleotide exchange factor activity. NCBI's taxonomy places the organism in Eukaryota, Metazoa, Chordata, Actinopteri, Pomacentridae. Gene Ontology annotation, biological process: intracellular signal transduction; positive regulation of Rho protein signal transduction. The transcript is spliced from 9 exons. The record is from RefSeq and is a predicted model, not a curated record. Bases 208 to 1860 code for a protein of 550 amino acids.